AUGAUCUUACUUCAGUAUAAUGAAUAUAUUAACCCAUAUGCUGACGAUAGUGACAGUGAGACUGAAAAUGAACAGAGAUACUACCAUGCCCAGCCUUCGACAGUACCGACCGAACUUCUUGCAAAUGUUUUGAAAAAGCCGGAGAAUGUUCAUCUGAAUUUACAAGAUACGGAUUUCAUCAAAGAUCCGCACCUCAACUCGGUAUACAAAGGUCAAAUUGCGGAGAAACGAUUAGUGAAGUAUGAUUAUCAAGAAUCGCCAAGUCAUCAUCAAAAUAUGCCCAAUCAUGAAAGCUCAAUGAAGCGUGACGAACCCCAAUUCAAACUCAUGCCGAGAAGUUCAAACGGAGCUCAAAGUUCAUCGCCGUGGGAACUUGCGACAACAUCAACAACUAGCACAGCGGCGACAUCAAGUGGUAGCAGUUCUCCAUGGGAAAUGUCAUCUAACCCACCAGCUCGGAAUGAUUAUGACGCAGACGAUUACAGUGCGGCUUCUGCAUAUGGCGCUUAUCCCGUAUCAUACAGAAGAGGCAAUCAACGACAGCGCUCAAAUUUGCCAAAAAAAUCCUCCCUCCCCAAUGAUAAAAAAUCUUCAUAUACCAAAACUAAAAUGUCAAGUUCAUAUAACGCUGCUACUGCAGUAAGAAAGCAGUCACAAAAAGGAACAGGCGAGAAUAAAGACGUUUAUAUAUCAGAUACGUAUAAACAGCUAGAUGGCGACAAAGAAGAUAUUUGUUCCACCCCUAGUUCGGGUCGGAGCUCACAGAAAUCAACGCCAGCGCAUGAAAAGGGUUCAUCAGCGGAAAAGUCGUCACUAUUAGAUGAGGGCGAUAGUGAAGACGAUCUGGUGCUGACGGUUGAAAUCGGGGGGGAGAGAGCCCCGAAAGUUGGCAUGGGGAAAUCCCCUAAACAUGGCAUUGGGGAAGAGAGGGGUUUACUCAAUGAUUCUGAUCCAGAACCAGAUGUGAGAGAAUUAGAUUACGAAGAAGAAGAAAAAAGCAAAGUGAGAGAAUCUGUUGGGGAAAAUAUAAGAGAACCAGAUGUGAGAGAAUCAGUGGAGCAUGAAGAAAUUGACCUUUUGAAUCUCGAUGAAAACACUCAAGUUUUAAGUUCAACGGAAAACUCCCCCCUACAUCAGAUUAUGAUGCAACAAUCAAUUCUGUCAUCUGCCCUCCUCCCUGAUCUACCACCCCCUAGUGACCAACAAUAUGAUGGGGAAUUACUCCUUGUAGGUGAAGCCCCGCCCCCACCCGAUAUGUUUGGUGGUGCUCCUACCUCAAAUCUUGGUGUACAGUAUGAUGUUACAAUUCCCACCCAAUCAAUUCUUCAAAACCCUUUGUCUGAUCCCAAGGAACUAAACUCUGUGAUGUCACAAUCAUUUCCAAUGAUCUCACAAUCAACAACAGUGAUGUCACAAUCCUCAACAAUGCCAUGUACUCGUAGUUCAAAUUCACUAGACGACUUGAAAUCUUACGUACAAAAAGAAUUUAAUGAAGCUACAAGUUCAACCCCCACUUCGCCAAAAGAUGCUUUAGUGACACCUAGUGUUCAAGAUGACCUUUUCUUGUCCAGUGGAUCGAGUGUUCCUGAUGAACUCUCUGGUGCAACUAGUGGUACAGUUGACAUUCCUGCAGGAAUCCUACAAGUUGAAAGUUCAGGGAAUUCUGAAAUUCAGCUUUCAGUUCCUGAUGAGGAAUCUGAAAGUGAGGAAAUUGCUGAAAAGGAUGAACCACUGAAUGAAGAACCGGGCAGUACUGGAAAGAAUGAAAUGGAUGAGAUUAGUGAAAAGGAAGGACAAGACUCCGAUGAAAACGAGAAUCAAGUAACUUUUGAAAUGCAUGAAAAUGUGGAAUUGAUGAAUAAACCAGAAAAUUUUACUGAAAAGGAAGAAACUGGGAAUAGCGCGGAAACAUUCGAAGCCCAUGGACAGUCUCUUGAUUGUGAAGUCACAAUAACAACUGCACAACAAGAAAAUCUUCGUUCAUCGAGUGCAGAUGAGUUGCUACAUGAACCACUGGAGGUGCUAGAGUUACAGGAGGAACCACGGGGUGGGGGUGCAAGCAAUCGCCGACGAAGAAAUAGCUUCGAUCAGGCAAGAGAAUUUGGUAACGUCAUGGAUGUCUAAUCAAUUACUGUUUAAUCGUCAGGGGUCAUUAGACACGCAUCACUGAGUUUAAUUCUGCAUUCAACUUCGUUUCUCACGUCAUAUAAACACUGCCCUUCAUUCUAGAGUUGUGAUUUCCGAGGAAAUUGAUCGCAACGGAGUCGCUCGUAAAUAACGGAGACUCAUCUAAGGGGAGUUAAAAGUGAGCACAGUAGCACCAAUAGCUUCUGAAACAAUAUAGGAUUAUGAUAGUGCACUCGCUCAAAAGUAAAUAAACCUAUCUCUGAUUGAAGUAACAGGCAGCCAUGUUAGGGUUUUAGUUAACUCUUUAGAGCCUGCCUUAGCUUUCUCGUUCAUUUGCUCUUUUUUUGUUCAAUCAACUAGCUCCAGUUUUUUUCAAUUUUACGUGCGUUCCCGAAUGUUGCAGGAGUCACCCACCUUCUUAAAAUUUUCAAGUCCCCUACCCCCAGUUUUGAAUUGUGAAACCACACUCCAAUUGCUAUAAAAUGUAAUUUAUCUAGAUAGUGGCGCAUUUACCAGUGCAAAUAGUAAGUAAAAUGCAUAACACGUACUUAUAAGUUAUAUGUAGUGUUAUCGCUAAUAGCAGAAUAUUCAAAAGUCCCCAAAUUUGCAAACAAAAGCUGGGGACCAUAACUACCCUGCAUGAGAGACAGUUAUUUGCAAGAAAAUUAAUGGGAUUCUCAUCGAUAUUGGGGGGCUUACAUAAUUUCACAUUUCUGGGUCAUGCAGAUAAGCCCAGCAUUUUGACAAAGAAUAAUGCUGUGAAGCUAUAGGUGCUUGCUUUACACUAAACACUGUUUUGCACAAAAACUUUUAUAUCUGAUCAAAAUUGUGGAAACUACUUUCCAACAAGAAUUGGUAAAGUCAUUUUUCUAUUCAUUUAUUCUAUAUGUUCUGCCAUACUUUUAAUGUAGGCGCUCCAAGACUAGGAAAUUGUAAAGUAGAAUGUCCCAUGUCAGCUGGUAAUGGGACACUAGUAUGUAUGCUGUUUGUUUACAACCGGGGUUCCCAGACUUUAUUGGCAGCGGGUCAAAAUUAGAAUCGGGAUAUGUUCGAGGGCCGGAUGAGUGUAGCGCCCGAAAGUGUGCGACGGUUGCCAAGAAUGUCUGUUUACAGAGUCUAGUUUUCGUUUGUGUUUUGAUAUCUCUAAGCUUUCUUAUGUGGUUGAUAACUAAAUUACUGCCCUAUGUAAUCCUAAUACCGGUUCGUAUGAUUAAUUGGAUUGUUACAAUAAACAUAUGCUUGAACUGUGAUAAUCAUGUAACACACUAGAACGCAAACAAAAUCUGUUGAACACUAUUGCAUCUGAGCUCAGGGGGCCAUUUUAAAUCUUUAUGCAGGCCGGAUUUGGCCCGCGGGCCAUGGUUUGGGAACCCCUGGUCUACAAGUUCAAAUAUUUCCAACCCCCACCCCUCGCUCAAGAAGAGUUUUGGCCCUCACAGAUGUGUUAAAUGAAGAAAAAAUACUUAAAUAAUUAUUGAUUAAAAAACAACAACCUCGUUAAGAUAUAUUGAGAACUGACUUCAUAAUGGAAUUGAAAUUGUAGAGAGACUUUAUGGACACCCCGUACUUCCAUAUCUUAUUGGGGGGAACUUCCAGAUGUAGUCAUCUCUUUUACAACAACUCACUCAUUCGACAAUGUCAUUAUGUUAUAGCUGCUUUCUCUGUGGUGCUUGUUUAUAUCCAUUAUUUAUCUAGUUCAGUGGUGCACAACUCAAAUGAGGAUACGUGCCAAAUUUUUAAAAAUAAUCUUGUCCCGUGCCACGCACAAUUGUGGUAUUGUAAAUUAACUCCAGCAAAACAAACAAAUUUUAAUGAUAACGGAUAUCUAUUUAUUGAAACAAUUCAAUAGGAAUCUUCCCUGUUUUACAUAUCACCCACCUAAUUCAUCACAGCCUGGUCAUGAAUGUGCCCAGGUUUUGUUUCAAUUUUUGGUUUAGUUUUGUCAAUCCAAGUUGUUAUAUGAAGCCAAAUGAGUGAUCUUUCAUUCCCCCUUUCUGCAAAUUUGAAUCUGAUCGUUAGGCCCAUUUUAGCAUUAAGGGGGGUUGUUAUUUCUUUGCAAUGUAGAGAAAUUGAAACUACCUGCUAAAAGCAUAAUCAUGUUAUUUAUUAUAUUGUUUUGAUGUGUGCAAUUUGUAGAAGAGAAUGCAUGGGAACGCCAUACAACCAUAUAAUACAGAGGGAAUUUCCCCACCCCAGCAGCAAUUCUCAUAAGGCAAUUGAUUUAUUGUUUCACAUGUGCCGAUUGAUACCAGUUUGUAUCUUGACUGUUUUUUGUUUAUAUUGCAUUUCGUAUCUAACGUUGCACAGACCAAUGUCCAGUAUUACUUGAAUAAACCAAUGUACCUAAGCUGUCA
Molecule: messenger RNA, 4481 nt
Organism: Styela clava
Lineage: Eukaryota; Metazoa; Chordata; Ascidiacea; Stolidobranchia; Styelidae
Source: RefSeq, a predicted model, not a curated record